AUGAACCAUCAAAAUAUAUUUGCAAAUGAAUCAAAUAAACAGUUAGGUAGGUGUAUUAUCUUACCUCCUGAAGUUGAGAAAGAAUUAGUUGAACAUGUUUUGAAACUGGAAUCUUGUAUGUUUGGAAUAAUUACAAUAGAUCUUAGACGAUUAGCAUUUGAAAUGGCUGAAAAAAACAAAAUUCCUCAUCAAUUCAACAAAGAUGUUGGUAUGGCUGGAAAGAAGUGGUAUUACCAAUUCAUGAAACGCAAUCCAAGCCUUAGUUUGAGAUUACCUGAACCAACUUCUAUGGCAAGAGCCACAGAUUUGCUUUACAACGUAAAUGAAACUGGAAUAAGUACAGUUCACAAACUAAGGAAAGUUUUAGCUCUGAAAGGUAAACACCAAGUAGGAGGUAUUACAAGUGGUGAAAGGGGUGUGAAUACCACUGCCAUAUGUUGUAUGAAUGCUGUUGGAUCUUUUGUACCUCCUAUGCUUAUAUUUAAACGUAAAAGAUUUAAAAAUGAGCUUAAAGAUGGUGCACCAUCAUUGACAGUUUUUGGAUGUUCUGAUACUGGUUGGAUAACUAAAGAUUUAUUUACUUUGUGGAUAAGUCAUUUUAUAAGCUCACUUUGUCUUAAACCUCUUGCAGAAAAUCCAGAACAAAAAAAAUUUCUUCUUAUACUUGACGGGCAUUCAACACAUACAAAAAACCUUGAAGCCUUAAUUCUAGCUCGAGAUCACGGAACAGUAAUGCUUUCUUUGCCAUCGCAUACGACUCAUAGGCUACAACCUUUAGAUAGAUCUUUUUUCAAAGCUUUAAAUUCUAAAUAUAAUACUGCUUGUGAUAAAUGGAUGCGAACCCAUCUCAAUUGUUUGGCGAAGCUUACUCAAAAGUUGUUGGUAUGGAAAUUGCUAUUAAUGGAUUUAGAGACACUGGGAUAUGACCGGUAG
Messenger RNA from Hydra vulgaris (swiftwater hydra), 933 nucleotides. RefSeq lists its product as uncharacterized. The record is from RefSeq and is a predicted model, not a curated record. Gene Ontology annotation, cellular component: nucleus. Gene Ontology annotation, molecular function: DNA binding. Lineage: Eukaryota; Metazoa; Cnidaria; Hydrozoa; Anthoathecata; Hydridae.